Grammomys surdaster is the source of this 2258-nucleotide messenger RNA. RefSeq names its product leucine, glutamate and lysine rich 1 (gene Lekr1). The record is from RefSeq and is a predicted model, not a curated record. The coding region runs from base 99 to 2171 and encodes 690 amino acids. The transcript is spliced from 13 exons. NCBI's taxonomy places the organism in Eukaryota, Metazoa, Chordata, Mammalia, Rodentia, Muridae.
GCGGUCGCCCGGGAGACCGGGGAAGCCGUUUUACACCCUGCGGAGUCCCGGGCUAGACUGUUUUUCUGCAGUGCUCUCUCAGUACGUUUGGGGGAAUUAUGGAUCGUCACAUUCCCAUGCAUGCCUUACCUGAAGAAAUCCAAAAGAUGUCUCCUGAAGAAACAGUUUGUAAAUACUGUGGUGUCAGCUAUCUAAUUCUUCAUGAAUUUAAGGCUAUGGAAGAAAAACUGAAAGCAGUGCAAGAAGAAAUGAAAUUUUAUCAAGGAAGUGUAGAACGAGAAAAGAGACUUCAAGAAAAGCUGCAGUCUCUUAGCCAGGAGUUUGAACAGUACAAAACUGACAGCGAGUCCAAGAAGGAAAGAGUUCAAGAUGCAAACAUACAGCUAAAAAAGCAACAAAAUGAACUUCAGAGAGUACAGAAAGAAUUAGGUCAUCUACAACUUGAGUCAAAAAUUAAACAAAAACAAUCUCAAGUCUUCAGUCAAAGAUUGUCAGAAUACAAAUACUUCUGGAAUAAGACUCUUUUAUUACUUACUUUUACUAAAAGGGAACUAGCAAGUAUUAAAUAUGAAAUAUAUGAUAAUUUUCAAAACUGGACUUCACUGAAAGGAGAAGUUUUUCUUCAAAUUAAAUCUAUAAGUGAUACAGCUUUGGCAGAGAUAGAUAUGUUAAAUAAAAAUCUGACAGUGUCCCAGAGAAAUAAGGUAUGCCUGGAAGAGGAAAUGAAAAGUCUCAAAUUGUUGUCGGAUGCAGCCAUAUUGAGGUCUCAGCAGAUGGAGGCAUCCAAACAGCAUGAAGUGAACUUGCAAGCCCGGUGCUAUGAACUGCAGAAGGAAGCACUAGAUUUACAGUGUCAAGUAGAGGCACUUGGGUUGAGACAUCAGAAGACAGCAAAGGAGCUGGACAACUGUAAAGAGAUGCUCAUGAAAAGAUCUAACGAUGCUGAUAACUGUGAAAGAGAACUUAGAAAACUGAAGUUUGAGUCCAUUAUCUCUGAGUCAAGGCACAAAAGGCUACUUAAAGAAAAAGAAGACUCUUUAAUUACUUGUCAACAACUAUAUAAAACCGUACAGGAAGAGCUAACUACAAAAGAAAGACAAGAGGAAGAUGUAAAACGAAGAAUCAACCUUGCAGAAAAUGAACUAGAGAAGACCAAAGCUCUCCUGCUUCAGACACAGGAAGAAAUUUUAGCACUGAAAAAUGAAAGGGAAUUGAUGCUGGUUUCUCAUCAGAAAAGCAUCCAGCAGCUGCAGGAAACCCUGAGACAGAAGCUGCUGAGUGAUGACAGCUGGAGGGAGAAGAUUGAAGCUGAGCUCAACAAGGAAAGAGCCCGGCAUCUCAUUGAGUUCCAGGACCAAGCUCUUCUCUUUAAGGAGGAAGCUAAACUGGAACUUGACAUUGAAAAAAAAAAACACCAGGAAAUAAUCCGGAAGUAUCAGCAAGAACAUGAGGGCCUGCAGAGGAAGAUAGCUGGCCUAAUCGCAGAUGCUACAAAAGACCUGAGGCUGGAAGUGGCCUCUCUCCAAGAAAAACUCCAGGAAUCCCAUGCACGAUACACAGAAGAGUCUGAAUCAAAGAAAAAAGAAAUUGAAGACCUGAAAAAUCUGGUUGCAGAAUUCGAGUGUCGUUUGAAGAAGGAAACUGGCCAUGAUGAUUCAGUUUCCGAAGAGUUGAAGAAGGAAAUGAAACAGAAGUCAGAUGAGCUGGAAAGAGUAAGGCUGGCCCAGACACAGCUGCUGCAGCAGUUCAGUCAGUCACAGGAAGAGAACACUUUUCUCCAGGAAACAGUGCGCAGAGAGUGUGAAGAACGCUUUGAACUAACGGAGGCUUUGAGUCAAGCUAAAGAACAGCUCCUGGAGCUCAGGAGGAGCGGAGGAAACUUACCAUGUUCCCUCAAUAAGGGUGCCCUAACCUCCCCUGCCUCGGCAGUCGGUAAUCACCGCGAGCUAAGCAGUGUGAGACAGAACUGUGGACGAGGCACCGGCACGCCCAGCCUGCGUGGACUGCCAAAACCCACGGAUUCCCCAACCCCUGAGAAGCUCAAGAAGGUCGGCAGCUCCGGACUGCCCUCCCUUUCCCAUGCAUAUCCACCCAGGGGCCGAGCCAUUUCAGUAAAUGAGGCCAGGCAGAGGCUGACAGCCAUCCUUUGCAGGAGGCUGAGUCAGCAGUGAUGACCUGCUUCAGGAGGGUUCCACCCUCGGUGCACACACCCUUUCACAGCAUGGCAGAGACUCACUGUAACCGGGAAACAAACAAAC